ACAAAUACUUUCUUAAAAAAACUAGGUUCUCCUAAGAGAAUUAAUGAAAGAUGUGAUAGCUAGAUGGGCAUAUUCAAUGUGGAUUUGAAGGAGAGAAAGAUUUUCCCGACAGACAGGAAGCUCGCAGGGUGGAGAUCGUCGAAGACAACAGAGGCAGCGACAUCAGACAGCGGCAGCAUUAGGCCUAGGAGGUUGUCGGUUGAUGGGAGGAUCGAUGCGAGUAAUGCCGAGUGCAUGGUAGAUAGAGAGUUUGCCAGGGCACGAUUGUCGGACGUCGGUGGUGCUUCCACUAGCACGUCAUUCACCUCUGAUGACUCGUUCAUGAUGCACCAUAACGACCCGGGCUUCCUCAGGGGAAGCCCUAUUCGGAUCCCCAAGGUUGUCAAAAAGCAAGGAGACACCAUUUGUAAGGGCCACAAGAAUUAUGAGCUCAUGCUUAAUUUGCAGCUAGGGGUCAGGCAUGCGGUGGGAAGGCCUGGCCCGGCACCGUCUCUAGAUCUGAAGCCAUCGGCUUUUGAUCCGAGAGAAAAGUACUGGACGAGGUUUCCCCCGGAGGGAAGCAAAAGCACGCCGCCUCAUCCAUCAUGCGAUUUUAGAUGGAAGGAUUACUGCCCCAAGGUUUUCAGGGCAUUGAGGAUGUUAUUCAAGGUGGAUGCUGCAGACUACAUGCUCUCAAUAUGCGGGAACGAUGCCCUCAGAGAGCUAUGUUCCCCGGGGAAAAGUGGAAGCUUUUUUUACUUGACGAACGACGAUCGUUACAUGAUCAAGACCAUGAAGAAGGCCGAAGUAAAGGUGCUUUUGAGGAUGCUAAAUGCAUAUUUCAAUCACGUGCGCUCAUUCGAGAACACGCUCGUGACCAAAUACUUCGGAUUACAUUGUGUUAAGCUAAGUGGAACUGCCCAAAAGAAGGUGCGGUUCAUCAUCAUGGGAAAUCUGUUCUGCACAGAAUAUACGAUACACAAACGGUUUGACUUGAAAGGGUCAACUUUCGGGCGGUUGACGGAUAAGCCCGAAUCCGAGAUCGAUGCCACCACCACUCUCAAAGACCUUGAUCUCAACUUUGUAUUUAGAUUGCAGAAAUCAUGGUUUCAAGAAUUUCGCAGGCAAGUGGAUAGGGAUUGUGAGUUGUUGGAGCAGGAGAGAAUAAUGGACUAUAGCCUCCUUGUUGGUCUUCAUUUUAGAGAAGCAACUACUCCCGGAGACCAAACCCCAACCGACUGCAUGACACCAACGGAUAAUGAAGGAGGCUCGGAAACUGAAUCUGUUGCUCGUCUAUCUCGAGCCGAGAUGGACCAAUUGCUCGUGGACCCAGCGGGGUGGUCAAGUAUAAGCUUGGGAAUAAACAUGCCGGCGAGGGUGGAGAGGACGGAGAGGAGAAGCGAUGCAGCGGAGGUGCAGCUGGUGGGGGAGCCGACGGGGGAGUACUACGACGUCGUUCUCUUCUUCGGGAUCAUAGACAUUCUCCAGGACUAUGACAUUACCAAGAAGCUGGAGCAUGCUUACAAGUCCAUACAGUACGAUGCCAACUCCAUCUCCGCCGUCGAUCCCAAGGCCUAUUCCCGCCGCUUCCGUGACUAUAUCUUCAAAGUCUUUGCUGAAGACUGAUUUUUAAUUACAGUAAUUCGCUUCCUGCAUGGGUUUCUUAUUAGCUUUCUCCCUCCCUCCCUCGAGUUUUUCAUAAUGGUCACUAAUCAUUUUAUUAUUUACUUACAUGCCACUAUAUAUAGUUUCACCCCAUGUAUUUCACAAAAUACGUAGUACUACCUCCGUCCCAUUUUAUAACGUCUGUUUCGGUUUACGAUGUUUGACUGAAAUU
This is a messenger RNA of Cuscuta campestris, 1816 nucleotides long. Lineage: Eukaryota; Viridiplantae; Streptophyta; Magnoliopsida; Solanales; Convolvulaceae. The record is from the annotation of a GenBank genome assembly.